AUGGUAUUUAAAAGCACGUGGAGUUCAGUCGCGACACACACGUGGUCUAAUCCGGUGAUCAACACGUGGUCUGAGCCGACGGAUCACCGAAUGGAUCAGUUUCUGCACAGAAGAAAAAUGGCCGACAAAUGCGAUACGAGUGAUGGCAAUGAAGUGACCGCUGAUGUCAAUGAUGUGACCACUGAUGUCAAGACAACUACUGAUUCUGUCGGUGACAGUGAGGCUGUGGUUGUCGUUGCGGACAACGGCGGCGGCGAUUGUGUUGAGGAGCCGAUGCCGUCAUCGCCGACACCAAUGACUGCUGAUGUCAUACACGAAGACAUUAACGAUGGCGUCAAAGAUGAUGCCGAAGACCCCGCCGACGAGUCUCAAGAGAUCAAGUCAUCCGAUGUGUCCUGUUUUUNUGCCGAAGACCCCGCCGACGAGUCUCAAGAGAUCAAGUCAUCCGAUGUGGAGUCGGAGUCGUCGGACAGGCGCUGCACUUCGGCCUCAAAUGCGGGCGAAUCUGAAUACGAGAGCGCGGAUGACGAAGAGGUGACGGCCGGUAACGACCAAUCCUUUGAGGACACGGUUACUGAACACCCGAAACCGUUGUCGCCCUCACCUCCGGCGCCAUACGCUGUGACCGUCGAUGAGAAAGAAGAUAUAUGUGUGGAAACUGUAGACAGUGUUGAGUGUGUGACCGAAAGUGAGCCGAAAACUAGUGCCCAAAUUGUCGACAAAGAAGUUUUAAAUGAACCCAAUUCUGUGACAAUCGAAGAGUCGUCCGAUUCUCAGACCAAAGACAUUGUCGAAGAAAAUGAGUCAAAACCUAAUGAUUUGCCAAACGAUGAGAAAAUAGAGUCAAAAUCAUCGGAAGAAUUAUGUGAAGUGACGCAAAGCGAAGACAUUGUUCCCGAAGACAGUAAAAGUGAUGAUAAAAACGUCGACAAAGUGUCAGAUAAUAGUAAUGUCAAAGAAGAAGAAGAAGUCGACAAUAAUUCCGAUACAAAAGAGAACGAAAUGAAUGAAGAUUUUGCCGAUGAAGAGGGCGGCGGUGAAGAGAUCGCCGACGAUAUCGACAAUGAAUACGAAGACAUGGAUGAGUCGGACGACUGUUCCGGUGAUUCCGAGAACGAGAAUAAAGAUAAUGAAGACAAAGAGCGACAACAGGGAGACGGAGAGGAGAGCGUUGACUCGCAAUCCGUACUAAAGGACAAAAACGUGGAUCAGGACGAAGACAAACGCAACCCUCAGUACAUCCCGAAAAGGGGUCCCUUCUAUGAACACGACGACCGUAUGGGAGGCGAGAUUAUGGCCGCACAGGAGGCGGCCUCUGAAGUGGUGGUCGAAGAGGCGACUGUCAAAGAACAGCCGACGGCACCGGAAGACACGCCAAAGAAACCGAUCGUAAUCGCGAAGAAUGAGAAGGAGGCGGACAUGAGUGUCAAGAAACCCAAGAAGAAGAUAUGGGUUGAGAGCGAGCGCUGGGGUCACGACCUCUUCAAAGAGGACGAACAGACGCCCAAAUCGAAGGACGAAUUGGUCAACAUUUAUGGCUACGAUAUUCGCAACGAAGACAACGCGCCGAAGGCUCGCCGCCAACGCAAGUACGGCAGGGGUCCCAACAAAUACGACCGCAAAUGGCAGGACGAGAACGCUUACAGUCGUGGCGGUAGAGCUUCGCCACCCAUUGGUGACCACACGGACCGUACGCUCAGAAGCGAUCGCAUUGAGCGAAACGAUAGAGACCGCGAAACCAUGAGUCGGACCAACAGUAUGAAUGAGCGCAGAGAGCGACCGCCCAAAGAGCGGUCCAGUAAUGAGCGCUUAGCCAAUGAGAAGAUCGCGAAUAGAGAGCGCUUCGACCGAAAGGAGAAAACCGAAAGAGUCGACCGAAAAGAUCGAAAUGAAAGAAACGAUAGGAUUGAGAGAAAUGAUAGAAACGAUAGAAUUGAUAGAAAUGACAGAAAUGAGAGGAAUGAUAGAAGUGAACGAAGAGAUCGACGGCAAGAACGGCCCGACCGUAUGAAUGAUAGGAACGAUAGACCGCAUCAAAGAAGUAAUGAAGGAAUUUCCAACAAAUCACGUAACGAUAGGCCAUUGAAUGAUAACAACAGAUACGACUUCGACGACAACGUUGAGAAACGGGUGCAGCCGUUCUCGAAGGACGACUUCCCAGAGCUGCCGAACAAUGAUUUGAGGAAAAAAAUUAAUUCUAAUCAACAAAGCGGUCCACAAGAGGUGUGGAAAGCGAAUCCACGAUUUGGCGGCCAUUCAGGGCCCGGCGGUGAGAGCGAAGAGCACAUGAAUAAUGAGUACAAAACAGAGCCCAUGAAAAUCAUUGAAGCGAUUGAACACAACAAUAGAGCCAAUUAUAACGACCCGAACGCCGGACCGAAUGUCGUGCGAACGCAAACAUUUGAGAACUCAAAGUUUUCGUACAGAAAUUCUUCGGGAAAUUACGAGUUCGACGACGAGAGGGGCGGCGGCGGUGGUGGCGGUCGCGGAGGCAGAGGCCGAAAGCCCCCUGAGAUGGAGGGUUCCGGUCGACCCAUACGAAAGUCGCUCAAUACCAACAAUUAUCCCAAUCAUGGUCACCAGAAAGAGCCAAACGAUAACUACAGACAUCGGAACGUGCGGUCGGAUCGCAGCUAUCACUCGGAAGAGCCCAAUAGAAACACCGAUCGAUACUAUGAGGAGGAGAGAGAUUACGGUCCGCAGAGAGACAGAGAACCCAAUUAUAUCUCUGAGACGAGUCCUAUGCAGAAGAUGAUGAUCGACGACAAGUCAGCCGUUAUGAACAGAAUGAAUGAUAAUAGCGAACAAACCAGACCUAAGAGGUAUUCAUCGCUUCGACAGCAACAGCAACAACAACAGCAAAGAGUGAUUACUGACAAUAUGUCGACCAUUACAUCGAAUACACAAAUACCACAGACGGGUGACAAUCGGAACAUAAGCCACCAGUUCUACGACACGCAUACCAUACAGACGUCGGCCUACUUUCCCGACCAGUCGACGCCACGCAACACAUAUCACGCCUAUAUGUCGCCCAACGCCACUGAAUCCCCGCAAACACACCCCACACCAUACAUGUCACCCCCGAUGGCUCAACAAAUGCCGCAACAAUUACCGCAACCCAUACCCCAACAAAUACCACAACAAAUACCACAACAAAUGGCUCAACAAAUACCACAACAAAUACCACAACAAAUGCCACAACAAAUGGCUCAACAAAUGCCACAACAAAUGGCUCAACAAAUGCCACAACAAAUGCCCCAACAAAUAACCCAACGAUAUCUACCGCAAGCGGUGCCGCAGAACACUGGCGGCGAUAACACCCGAUACAUAUCGGCAGCUGUGCCGACAUCGGUAGUUACGGCGUCCGUUCCCUCACCACAAAUGCCACAACCUUUGCCUCCAACCGGACCCCCGCCUCCGACGAACGUGAUCGCCGGACCCCCGCCCGGGUCUGCCUAUAUUCCCAGUUAUCCACAGUUAUCCGCACCAUCCGGUUAUCCACAGUUCCCGCCGGCGCCUCAGCCCACACACGUGCCGCCCGGCUAUCCGGGACACGUACCCCCGCAACCGGCGGCCGCCCCGCACCAGAUCGAGAUGUAUAGGGGACCCGUCUAUUACGAUCCCAGUCAACAGCAAAGCAUGAGAACCGCAUCCCAUCCGCAGCGGCGACCGAAGGCCGCCAUACCUAUAGUGCCGCCCGACCAGAGCGAAGCCGACGUCUCUGUAAAUAGUUAG
Medioppia subpectinata is the source of this 3735-nucleotide messenger RNA. Lineage: Eukaryota; Metazoa; Arthropoda; Arachnida; Sarcoptiformes; Oppiidae. The record is from the annotation of a GenBank genome assembly.